GGCGUGGAUAUUUAUUUAAAUUUAAUUUCGUUCCCGCACACGGUGCACUGUAGGCUUUUGUGCCAAAGUCAUAUUAACCCCUUGAUUAGUUAAUAUGCAGUGCACGGCGUUGCCCACGCGCGAUGAAUAUUCAUAUUGAUGGCGUUUUUCGCCGCCGUGUCUCCACCCCUCCCUUCCACAUCCCCUCCACCCCUCCCUCUCUGCCGCACGGGCGCUACUAUGGAGGCAUCCCGGAAGACGGUGUCGUCUUCGCGGUUGUUCUCCCAAGCACAAGCACACACCGUUUGGCUCCUUCUAGUCUCCGUGUUGCUCGCUCCCUCCGACUCAAUGGCCGAUGAUAAGACGCAGCUGCCGCGCAAAGACCGCGCUCUGAAAGGAAGAGAGGAAAAGGUGGUCGUGGCAGCCAAGCAUGCUGUCAAUGGGAAUCCCACUGUGGAGCCUUUCCCAGAAGGCAUGGAGACCGUCAUGUUUGGUAUGGGCUGUUUCUGGGGAGCUGAGAAAAAGUUUUGGCAGAUUCCAGGGGUCUUCUCCACACAGGUGGGCUAUGCCGGCGGCUUCACACCAAACCCGAAUUACCCAGAGGUUUGCACAGGUAUGACGGGUCACACUGAGGUUGUGAGGGUGGUCUUCUCCCCCAAAGACAUCAGCUUCAAUGAUCUGCUCAGACACUUCUGGGAGAGCCACGAUCCUACACAAGGUAUGAAGCAGCACAAUGACCACGGCACUCAGUAUCGCUCAGCCAUUUACACAUCCAGCCCCACUCAGCAGGAGUUGGCAUUGAAGAGCAAAGUGGUCUACCAGCAGGAGCUGGGAAAAAAAGGCCUUGGUACCAUCACUACCGAGAUCCUUGAGGGGCAGCAGUUUUACUACGCUGAGGACUACCACCAGCAGUACCUGAAGAAGGUGCCGAGAGGCUACUGUGGCCUCAAAGGCACCGGCGUCUCUUGUCCCAUUGGAGCAGGGAAGGAUGAGCUGUGAAGGAUGUGUGGCGAGAAAGAGAAGGGUGAGGUUACCGAUGAGAACCUCUGAAGGCAGUUAUCUUAUCAUUUUCCGUCCUAAACCUUUUAUUGUCUUUUAUUCAAGCCUCGAGGAGUCAAGUGAAAUGUUUGGUCUUCACUGAAAAUCUCAAAAGUGUUUUACAUAAGGCAGAAAAAAAGCAUCAUAAGAUCAAAAUGAAGAACUGAAGAGAGCAUUGACGAGAACAACUGGAUUUGUAGUACAAUUGUAGCAGUUUCUCAGGCUGCAGUGACUGUUAGCUUCCAUAAGGUGGCAGUAUUUCUCAAAAAAAAAACCUCCAGCAGAAGGUUUUUAUUGUUUACCCUUUUGAUGUGACAUAUGAUAUGAUAUAACAAUUAUGAAACCUUUAAAACUUUGUCUUCCAUUUAUAACACAAUAUACCAGCAACUUUAAUGUAAUCACAUUACUUCAAAUAACUGAUAUGAAUGAAUUUACUCAGUCAAACAGGCUGAACUAUGCCUUCUAUUUUCUUAAUGUUUCACUCUGGAAAUAAUAAAACAUAUUGCCUGCAA
Molecule: messenger RNA, 1529 nt
Organism: Acanthopagrus latus (yellowfin seabream)
Lineage: Eukaryota; Metazoa; Chordata; Actinopteri; Spariformes; Sparidae
Gene: msrab
Product: mitochondrial peptide methionine sulfoxide reductase
Exons: 6
Coding region: 139-978 (279 amino acids)
Biological process (GO): cellular response to oxidative stress
Cellular component (GO): cytoplasm
Molecular function (GO): peptide-methionine (S)-S-oxide reductase activity
Source: RefSeq, a predicted model, not a curated record